Fusarium oxysporum Fo47 is the source of this 2671-nucleotide messenger RNA. Its product is annotated as transcription factor domain-containing protein. Gene Ontology annotation, biological process: positive regulation of transcription from RNA polymerase II promoter by galactose; DNA-templated transcription. Bases 111 to 2564 code for a protein of 817 amino acids. Gene Ontology annotation, cellular component: nucleus. The record is from RefSeq and is a predicted model, not a curated record. Gene Ontology annotation, molecular function: zinc ion binding; RNA polymerase II cis-regulatory region sequence-specific DNA binding; DNA-binding transcription factor activity, RNA polymerase II-specific. Lineage: Eukaryota; Fungi; Ascomycota; Sordariomycetes; Hypocreales; Nectriaceae. The transcript has 6 exons.
CUCUGUCUUCGGCAGACUCUUCUUAGAUCUUUCUAUUUGUGGCCAACACAACUUGACAACAACUUCGUAGUUAUCACUUAACGCCAUCGACUUCCAGUGAUAACUCAGCAAUGGUGCCUAUUGUAUCCGAGUCGGUGUCGAACCAGGCCAAUGAACAGCGCCCGAGGAAAAGAGUUCGCAUGGCCUGUAACAGAUGUCGGCGGCAAAAACUGAAGUGUGACACCGAACGACCCUGUGCCCUUUGCACUCGCUCGGGUGUCGAGUGCGUCACAGACUCCCGAGAUGCUUCCUGGUACAGAGAGCAAGAUAGGAGCUCUAUUGUUGAAAGUGGUGGACCACCAGCAACGACUACCCCAAGGCCAGGACGAGAAUUCAAUAAUCCCAUCACGCCCAACGCCUGGUCAAUGGGAACACAAUGGCAACCAACUUCCUUCCAGGCAACCGGCCAUCUAAAUGAGGAUACUAGGAUUCCUCGGAAUAGUCCUCGAGACACGUCAGCUGUAAAGUUGACACAACAAAUCCUACAGCAACUGAGCCCUGAUACCUCACUGAAUACCGAUACUUCAGCAUUACCGGGGGGUUCAGGCAAUAAUCAAGCUCUAUCUUCAGACGUCGUUCCGAUCAAUCAGAUACUUGGAUUAGAUUUGCCCUCUAAGCCCGUUUCAGACCAUUUGAUCAACGUCUACUUCGAAUCAGUACACUGGUUCAUGGUUUUGUUCCAUGAGCCUUCAUUCCGACAACGAUACGAUGCCCUCAUGGUGGCAGGUCAAGCCUCGUUGAGUGAUACUUCGUUCCUCGUUUGCUUGAUGUUGCUUCUUGCUAUCGGAGCCAGAUAUAUAGACCCGGCGUCGAACCUCCCUCGUGAGGUAGCAGACACGGACUUGGAUGCUCUGCAAAGGAAGCUAUUAGACAAGACACGGGUGCACUUACUAGAUAUCAUAGAGGUUGGAGGUGUUGAAGGCGUACAGAUCUGUGUUCUUCUGAGCACAUUUUAUCUCUACCAUGAUCGGCCGAACCUGGCCUUUGCCAUCCAUGGCAUGGGAGUUAAAUGUGCUCACGCCAUGUAUCUUCACCAAGAGGCUACUUGGAAGGAGCCUACGGCCCUAACCCGUGAGAUUAAACGACGAGUUUGGUGGGCAUUGUAUGUUGUUGACUGCUUUUAUUCUAUCAUCUUUGGCCGUCCACGCUCUGUUCGGGACGAAGAGUCGAAUGUAGCCAUGGUCCGAAAUCUCGAGGAUACAGCUACCCGUCAUCCAGCCUUCAACUCCACCGAGAACGUUUCUGGGUCGAGUUUUCCUGUCACUAUCUUCUCAUACCAGCGUUAUAAGUUUCGUCUCUACACGAUAGCGGCCCGUGUUAUGCGCGACAUUUACUUCGGAAACUCUUCCACGCCACUGACAUCAGUCUCACAGACCAUCCAGUCAAUAAGCCGUGAUCUCGAGUCUUGGUUCCAGAGCCUCCCACCCGAACUGAAACACUCGAGCGGCAGCGAUUCGAAUCUGGUGAUGCAACAAGACCAGGAACCGCCGAAAAACAAUAUUGUGAGAAUGUUUCGACUGCAAGCCAUGACUUUACAGCUGGCAUACGAUAACAUACAGAUCCUACUUCAUCGUCCAUUAUUGCAACUUCCCAUUGGGUCCGACUCUCUCCAGUCUAUCCACAGUAUAAUAACACGAGCCAGGGGCAGCACGGCAAACGAGCCAGACCUAAGUGCGAUUGACGGUACAAUAUUAUCCAUGAGUAAAGCUCAAUGUUAUAAGUCCGCCAUUCGGACAGCUUGCCUGAACGUUUCAAUUGUUCAAGAGGCGAGGCAUACUCAUGCGGCAUCCUAUGUCGGGAUACAAAUGUUCACGGCAGGCAUGGUCCUCAGCAUUGCGGCUCUCUCAGCACCGCUCUCGUCAGAAGCUCAACAGGCGAAACGGGCCAUCGGGCGGAUUGUCUCUACAAUGGCCUCAAUCGGAAAUGAGACACUUCUGUCAGCCCAAAGUCAGCAGGUUCUAAAGCAAUUAGUUCGUCUCAUCCUAGAAAAAGAGAUGAAUUCAAUCUUUGCGGAAACGACAGGACAAUUCGAUACUCUUCAACCUGGGAAAUCAAACUUUCAAGAUCCGAGCCAGCCAAUGCCGUGCCAGUCUCCCCCAGUCCCAACACAAAACGCAAGCGAUAACCCACAGUCGACUGUCCAAACAGAUCCGACCCCUUGUGAGCCAACUGGUGACAGUUCCAUGGUCCGGAGAUAUGACCUUGAUACAGCGGAUGAGUUUAUGCAAGAAACUUGGAAUGAUAUCCUCCCCACAGCAAGCUUUGACUACAGUGAAGGCAUAUCUUCUGUCCGACAAGUCUUCUCCCAAACCGCAUACCCGCAGGUUACUCGUCCCGGUUGGACUGACUAUCCAGUCAACCCUUCUCUGUUGACCGAAUCUGCGGAGCCAGUGGACAAUUUAACAAGGCCAUUUCGCUUUUCACCUCCUGGUAAUGGCUUCCAAGGGGUUGGCCAAGCCUGGCUUUGGGACGAUGGGCCUUUGCAACCUGUCAAUAUGGAUAGCGGUGAGAACUCAACAUUUUGAUGUAACAUGAAAUUCUCAUUCUGAAUUACUACUCUCGAGAUUUCCUUGCAAGAGAAUUGAACAGCAACAAACUUACCACUACAUAAGAAGGAAUAAAAACAAUACCC